UUAAGUAAAAGCGAAGGCCAAGAAGAUUGAGUUAAAAAUGUCAAACGAUACGACUGUUUAAAAAAAAAAAAAGAAAGAAAAAGAAAGAAAUUGUAACUUCUAAACAUAUUUUUUUAAAUUAAGCGAUCGCCCCCAAUAAUAUCCACAGGCUCCUCGCUCGAGAAGGGUCUAGCAGCUUCAUUCUGUUGCCUUGCUCCAGUCUCCGCCGAAUCACUACCUGUUUUAGCCCAGAGGGCGGGGCGCCUCUUGUCAGUCCCGCCCACCCUGCCUUGUCAAGUGAGAGAAAAGAACCGGGAAGUGAAGACGGAGGGUGUGCGGGAAUGGCUGCGUUACAGAGCAGGAGAAAGCCGUGCGUAUUUCGGCUAGCUUGCCACUACUGCCCAUUCAGGAAAGCCAGAAAAAAGAAGAGUUAUGAUAUUUGGAUUGAUUCAUCAGCUACUUCAGGUAGUCGGUGGUCUGCUCUUGACUCUGCACCAAGCAUGUACCUGCCUGACACCAACAACAAAAGUAGUUCAAUAUGUUUGGAGGGCAUCUCUGCAGUGUCCUUUGAGCAGUCAACUCUGUCUGUAUUGCAAGCAGACUCGGAACACGAGGGAACAGCAAUGGACACUGAUGGGCCGUUGUCAUCAAUAUGUAGUGGAAAGAGCAAAGAUGUACAAGAAGGCUCUGACAGUAAUUUUAAUGAACAAGUGGAAUUUCAUGAUAGGAUUGUAGAUGAUCAAUUGAAGAACAACUGGAAACAGCAAAGCAGCACUCCUUCAGUCCCUGAAGCACUACUGUUUCAAGGACAAAUGCACAAUGGCAUAGAAAUGGAUAUUGACAUUGAUCCAGAGACUGGGGAAAGAGCACUGGGACGCUCAUAAGAAGAUCGGUUUCUUUACUGGGGCUUGCUGCUUUUGCUGUGGUGUUCAUCCUGGUGGUAUAACCAGGAUCUAAUGCAGUUUUGUUUACAGUUUGGCAGCUUCUCCACUUUGAGAUGAGAUGCAGUACAAUAAACAGAAAAGGUCAAAGAAACCACUAAAGCAGCAGGGUGGCCUGUGCACAUGUGCAACCAGAGUAAAGCGGGCAUGCUAUCAAAGAGCGUCGUGUGACCUUUAUGUAUUCUGCUCUGCUGAAGACAAGAACACACAGUCCAGUCUGAAACUGUUUUCAAAGUUUUUUAAUUAUUUAUUUUUAAGCUGUUUUUUUUUGUGAAACUGUGCAGCUGAAAACAUAAUGGUUGUAAAUGCUCUGCGCACAACAGUAGCAGCUACAAUCUGAAGAUAUUUUGGGUAAGUUCUGGGCCACACAGGUGAUUUUAUUACCCAGAUCCGUGGAUUUUCCUUUUCUUUAUCAUGUGUGAUUCCUGACACCUUAGAGAUGCCCCAUGAAUAACAGUGCUAAUUUCUUUACAUCAGUAAUAAUAUUGGUUAUAAAUUGAGAGGGUUUACUGAGGUUGUCUGUACUUAAAGGUGACCUGUGCAUCCAUCUUUAGUUUUAUUUUUCACUUUGUAAAUGUUUUCCUUUUCUAUCUGGCUUGGUUAAUUUUAAAAUUGAUGUAAGUGCCUUUAAUUACCAUACUGCAACGCAGCAGUGCUUCUGGAUUGCCAAACAGGAAAGAUAGCCCUAGGAGGGUGCAAACUGAAAUUCAAAUUAAAGAUGCACCAAUCAGCUGAGAGAGCAACAAAAUGUACAAUCAACUAUUGGCCAAUUGUUAGAAAUAAGAUUUUUAUUGUUGAUUAUUUUUGUUGCAAAAACGCUUCCCGUGAUGCUUUAGCAACAAAAGUUAGUGGGUAGAGACGUGGGCUCUCUUUAGUGUUUGGGCAGACGACACCUGAAAUGCUGUUUGCGCACACAGUGAAAAUUUCACAAGGAGGGAAUAUUAGUAAAAAGCGCAAAUCUGAUUGCUCGCCUCAAGGCCAGGCAUACUAAGGAACAUGACAGGUUUCCGAAACACAAAUCUGCUUUGGCCAAGGAUAGUGGAACUCCAUCAGUAGCACAAGCAUUUCAUAGUUGAGGAAAAUUCAAUUCAGGCAGUACAAAAGCUCAAAGUAUUACUUGAAAAGUAAUGGAACUUAUCACAAUUGAUGAGCCUUUGUCUACAGUCGAGGAUGCUGUGUUUCAGUGAUUGAUAGCAUAUCUCCAGCCUCAUUACGCAAUUCAAAGUCAGUGUUAUUUCUCUGACGUCCAACUACUGGAAAUGUACAAAGUAUAGCCCAGGGGUGGGCAGUGGUGGUCUUGAAGAGCCGCAGUGCCUGCAGAUUUUUGUUUCAACCCAGUUUCUUAAUGAGAAGUCAAUUAUUGCUGAUAAAUCACUUGUUGCUCAAGUAACGCUUUGCUACUUCGUUUUAUUGGUCUCGCUUGUUAAGAUUCUCCACCCUUAAUUGCAUAUUUCACUCUUUAAAAGCUGCAUUCACUGUUUUUAGAGGCUCCUUAUUAGCAGUAAGAUGCAAAUGACAAAGGAGCCAGCAGUUCUCUUGAACCUGUCCCAGUCAUUCAGUACAUAAGACACGAUGGCUCUGCGGAUAUCAAGGCUGAGACUGAUAUGGCCAUACAAUCAGUAAGAGAGAGCAUGGAAGAGGCAGCUGCAAUCUCGGGGCAUGGAAACCACUGGGUAGGGGUCAGUGAAAUUGUGAUCAAUGGUGAUCACCUGAAUAGUCAUGUUAUUCGGGGUAAGCUUGCACCCGUUGAGAAAGAAAGUACGAAGGAAUGCGAGAAGUGGUGGAGCAGGGAAUGAAAAGCAGAAGUCAGCACCAGGAAGAUGUACGUGAGCAAGUAAGGAAGCCCAACAAUGACAUCCUUGAAGCGGUGGAGUAAACAAAAAGGCAGGAGUCUCCAGCAAGAAGAUGUGAAGCAAGGCCAUCAAUAACGGGCUUGAAGCGGUGGAAUAGAGAAGAAGGAAGCAGUGAGCAUGACAAACAGCUGAGAAAAGUAAGGAAGUGAGUGAGGAGGCACAUGAAUACUGGAUGUCGUUAAUGUAUAUAGGCAGGGAGCCCGGACAGCAGCCGUGCGGAAAAAGGAAGGGGGACCGGGGGCGGCCCUUGUGUGUCUCUGCCGUGAAAUAAAUACUCUGUUAACGGGAAUAAGGAAUGAAACCGCCAAAAGGAGAGGUCAGUUCCGAAUGUUCCUUACGGCAUAAUGGUGAGAACUGCCAAAAAGAUGGUUAUUUUUGAAAGUUCGUUACGGGGCAUGGUGCGAAAUGAAACAUACUUAACGUUUAACUGUACUGUGUAAAGGAUGAGCGUGGGAAAUUUGGGCUUCCUAUGUAUAUUGGAAGUCGCAGAAAUAGGAGGGGUUUCCCCUAUAUAUACAGUUUAGGGGUACACCUGUCUCCCCCCCCUUAGGUGUUGCAAUACGAAAUGAAACAUACCUAACUUUUGUAAGUACACUGCAAGAAAUGAGCAUGCAAAAUUUCAGCCUCCUACCUAUAUGGAAAAUGGGAGAAUUGGUGAUGAGGCAGUGAGGGCUUUGCCUUUUAUAUGUAUAUAGAUGAGCUGGACAGAUGGAAAAUCGAUAAAUCAAGAUUGCAAGCUGUGUUGCGUGACAAUGCUAGAAAUAUUAUUAGAGCCAUGGAGGAUAGUGGCACUCGGGAAGUAAACUUGCAUGGUACAUUCGCUUCAUCAGUGUCACGGACUUGGUUAGUAUAUGCAGACAGACACUAGGUCAUUUCCAGUACUCCUCUCAUUUACUCGUGACUGCAGUCUUUACAAACGCAGUUCGGAGUGCCUCAUAAGCGACUCAAACAAGAUGUUAUUAUGUAAUGGAGUAGCACAUUUUACAUGACGCAAAGUCUACUGGAGAAACUGAGCACUUGCUGCUUACGCCGCAGAUUAUGAGGUGCCUGUGACACUUAAAAAUGUUCCAUUACUGUCCACUCAUCAAGUGUACAUCUCUCUCCGUUUGAACAAAUUACAAGAGAAACGGGUGCAGCAGAUUUAUCAGCUGACGUGAUCCCCUUUUGGAAUCACUGAAAGAGUUUUGGGGCAAAGGGGCUGAUGAUGACAACGGAGUGAAGACCACAAAAUGAAUCCUACCCAAUGCAUUAAUUAGGCACUGUGUCCAAAGCAGUUACUGUCUAAAUGGAAGUAUGUUAAUUUUAAUGGUUAUAGCAUUUUUUUCUUACAAGUAACAGAGCAGUUAAGUAAUCAAAUAUAUAACUCCGAGACUGAAUAUUUUGUUUAUUAAGCCAAUAUUAAUGUUGCCUACACUAAAUUUAAGAGACUGUCCAGUGACUUAAAAUGAGAGCAGUGAUGUUAUAAAGUGGUGGUACAAUUCAUAGACUGUUUUUGUUUAUUUGUAUGCUAAGGGUUGAUAUCAGAAAAUAAAUGCACCUUUUCAUAUUUUACAAAUAUCAUUUAUUACUUUCACCAAUAUACUUAUCAAUUAUCAACAGAGCCACCAAACAAUCGGUAUCGGACAGGAUCCCCCCCACUAAUCAGAUUUAUUACAGAUGUCUUUCUGUCCGGUAAUCCUAACACCCACUUUUCCAUACUGUUUACUCAAAACAAAUGAUUGUAUAUAUUCUGAUUAAAUCGCUAUGAUGUGAAAAACUCAAAAUACUGAAAAUGUGACUCUUUGUAUAUACUGUGUGAAAAUAAAGUCAUCUGAAUGUGUCUUAGAAAUGGG
Erpetoichthys calabaricus (reedfish) is the source of this 4605-nucleotide messenger RNA. RefSeq names its product transmembrane protein 79-like. The coding region runs from base 321 to 863 and encodes 180 amino acids. The transcript has 4 exons. The record is from RefSeq and is a predicted model, not a curated record. NCBI's taxonomy places the organism in Eukaryota, Metazoa, Chordata, Cladistia, Polypteriformes, Polypteridae. Gene Ontology annotation, cellular component: trans-Golgi network membrane; lysosomal membrane. Gene Ontology annotation, biological process: regulated exocytosis.